AUGGUCUCACACAAGUCUCCGGGCUUCUCGCUAUUCUUGUUGCUGCUGCUUUGGUCUGCAGCUAGCUCCCUCACUCCAGGCCGUCGGUUCAUUCGCCCCUCUCCAGAACUCAUGGACUCGCCAGUUGAGACCGCGAGUCAUGCGGUUGACAACCCGCGACACCAGGAGAUCAAGCAACUCCAGCGCGUUUACUGCCGGGGAGAGCUGCUGCAUGAGGUGCAGACGCAAGAGCUCUUCCCGGACAGCAAGCACUUCGUGGACAUGCCGAUCAAGGCCUCGUCGUCGGUGGAGCAAGUGUUGACUCAGUUCCAAGAGCUCGAGGCGAACUUUAGCAACGAUAACACCACGGGAGCAGCGGCAGACUGGAAGGCGCGACUCGCUGUGUUUGUCGACCAACACUUUGACUCGCCGGGGGCGGAGUUGGUCCCCACGACUCCUCCAGACUUCCACGAGGGCGAGGUACCUGUUAGGAUCAUGGAGAUCAGGAACGAAAGCCUGCGUGGCUGGGCUAUGGAGCUGCACAAGCUGUGGAAGGUGCUGGCUCGCGUCCCCGCGUCUGCUGCAUCAGGUGAAGCGUCUAGGAGUUCGUUCUUGCAUUCACUGCCGAUUGCUGCAGCUCCAGGCGACCCUCAGAGCGCGCUGGCACGCCAGUUCCACGGAGAAAACGUGCUUGUUGUGCCUGGUGGGCGCUUCCGCGAGAGUUACUACUGGGACUCGUACUGGAUCGUGCAGGGCCUGCUGGUCAGUGGUCUCCGUCAAACCGCUCGCGGGGUGGUGAACCACUUGCUCGAGUAUGUGGCGGAGUUCGGCUUCGUCCCCAAUGGCGGGCGCAUUUACUACCUCACUCGCUCGCAGCCUCCGAUGCUCUCGGAUAUGGUGCGGGUCGUUGCCAAGCUGGAGAAUAGUUCAUCAGAUGAAGAUGCUGACGCCUGGGACCUCGAAUACUUGCGCGCUGCCGUGCCGUUGCUCGAGCGAGAGUACGACUUCUGGAUGCACCGUGGCGUUCAUGGCCACGCCGUCGAAAUUCCAGGUCCACACGGGGAGACCUUCGUCCUCAACCGGUAUGUUGCUCACGCUGGUGAGCCCAGACCGGAGUCAUAUCGCGAGGAUGCAGCAGUCUACAACGAAAUCAUUGCGGCAGCUGAGAGCGGCUGGGACUUUAGCAGUCGGUGGUUCGCCGACUACUCCACGUUGAAAACGAUCCGCACCUCGCGUGUUGUCCCCGUGGAGCUGAACUCCAUCCUACACCGCGUGGAGCUCAACCUUGCGAAGUUUUAUGAAGUAUUGGGGAAUUCUGUGGCUUCACUUCGAUUCCGAGACGCUGCAAACACCCGCACUCGGGCCAUGGACGCCGUGCUUUGGAGCGAGUCCGAGGGCUGUUGGAAGGAUUAUCUGCUGGACUCCCGCGAACAUUCCCGAGUGGUGUCCAUUGCCAACUACUCACCGCUGUGGGGGAGAGCGUUCGACGCCUCGGACUCCGCUCGAUUGGAGAAAAUUGUGACGUCUUUGGAGAAGUCAGGACUGGUUCAGGAGGGAGGUGUCCAAACGACGACUUCGGUCACGGGCCAGCAAUGGGACGCGCCCAACGCGUGGCCGCCUCUGCAAGAUAUCAUCAUCGAAGGUCUGCAGGCGGCCGACACGCCAACCGCGCUGACAUUGGCAAGGGGACUUGUCCAGACGUGGGUGGAAGCAGGCUUCGUGGCGUGGCAGAAGACCGGGCUCAUGUUCGAGAAGUACAACGCCCAGCAACUCGGCGGGGUCGGCGAUGGGGGCGAGUACACGCCGCAGUUCGGCUUCGGCUGGUCCAACGGCGUGAUCCUGUCGUUUCUUACCAAGUACCAGGACCAAUUAGGCGACGCUGCUGAAGUUGCACGUCUUGUUGGUGCUUGA
Phytophthora sojae is the source of this 1890-nucleotide messenger RNA. RefSeq lists its product as hypothetical. The record is from RefSeq and is a predicted model, not a curated record. Lineage: Eukaryota; Oomycota; Peronosporomycetes; Peronosporales; Peronosporaceae. The transcript is spliced from 2 exons. Gene Ontology annotation, molecular function: alpha,alpha-trehalase activity. Bases 1 to 1890 code for a protein of 629 amino acids. Gene Ontology annotation, biological process: trehalose catabolic process.